Messenger RNA from Triticum aestivum (bread wheat), 899 nucleotides. Its product is annotated as CRIB domain-containing protein RIC10. Bases 196 to 702 code for a protein of 168 amino acids. The record is from RefSeq and is a predicted model, not a curated record. NCBI's taxonomy places the organism in Eukaryota, Viridiplantae, Streptophyta, Magnoliopsida, Poales, Poaceae. The transcript has 4 exons.
AUUGAACAAGCAAGAAGAGAGGCAUCACCUUCUAUCUUGAGGUAUGCGCACCAUCAGUUGACCCAUCUACCACUUCUCCUUCUGUGUGUGUGCCGAUGAAAAUUCUUUCAGGAACUAGAGCUCAUUGCUCACCUUGGUUUCUUGUGCUUUUGCAUUUGAAGGGCUUCAGCUGGUAUCUGUGCACAACAUCCACUGAUGGCUUACAAGAUGAAAGGGGUCUUCAAGGGCCUCAGGAUUAUUACUCAAAUCUUUGUGGUGAAGGAGCAAGAGAUGGAGAUUGGUCAUCCCAUAGACGUGAAGCAUGUCGCGCAUAUCGGUUGGGAUAGCCCGACAGGGAGUGCUGCUACUUCUCCUACUCCUAGCUGGAUGAACAACAUGAAUGGUACACCGGACGUUUCAACGUUGAGCAAUUCCGGACCAUCUACAGGUACCUCCUGGAGUUCUCAAGAUUUUGACCACCCUCGAGAUAUAUCAGCCUAUGGUAUACCUCCAGAAAAUAGUAGUCCGGGAUCAACACCGUACCCUGACAUACCAAAGCCACCCCGAAAGGCUAGAAGGAAGAAAUCUACCAAGAACAGUUCGCCAACGGCAUCAUCAAGAUCAUCAAGGUCAUCAAGAUCAAGAUCUAAGGGUUCACUUUCAUCCACUACUCCUGACACCAUUGGUGCCAAUGAUAUUCAACGUGAAAUCCGGAUUGUGUAGGCUAUCUUGUUUUGUACCCCCUUUCUCAGGAUUAUACAAGUAUUUGAAAAACAACUUUGCAUAGGAAAUAGGAAUACAAGCGUUAUUUAUUAUUUAUUGUUUCAAGUUUAGCUGAAAGGAAAACAAUGGCAAAGUUAGGAAGGAUGUCAAGAAGGGUACUAAUAUUAUGAUGCAUGAUAAAUCCGGUUCUCGUCAGU